AGCCGGAGUCUGAACUGUCCCGGGGGACUGGGCAGGAGCUUAAGACAAGCGACACGGGCAGGGAGGGCAGAGACCAUCGCAUCAGGCAGACCCAGGCAUGGCCAGAAGGAAGACCAAGAAGAAGCAAGCAGGGGCUCUUCGGGCAUCUUUCAACGUCUUUUCCAACUUGGAGCAGACCCAGAUCCAGGAGUUCAAGGAGGCGUUCACACUAAUGGAUCAGAACCGAGAUGGCUUCAUCGACAAGGAGGAUGUGAAGGACACCUACGCCUCCCUGGGCAAAAUCAACAUCAAGGACGAUGAGCUGGAUGUCAUGCUCAAGGAGGCCUUGGGGCACAACUUCACCAUGUUCCUGAACAUGUUUGGGGAGAAGCUGAGUGGUACGGACACCGAGGAGACCAUCCUAAACGCCUUCAAGAUGCUGGACCCCGACGGCAAGGGCAACGUCAACAAGGACUACAUCAAGCGGCUGCUGAUGUCACAGGCCGACAAGAUGACCGCUGAAGAGGUCAACCAGAUGUUCCAGUUUGCGACCGUGGAUGCUAUGGGCAGCCUGGACUACAAGGCACUGAGCUACGUGAUCACCCACGGGGAGGAGAAGGAGUGA
Messenger RNA from Diceros bicornis minor, 604 nucleotides. It is a transcript of the gene MYL5, whose product is annotated as myosin light chain 5. Gene Ontology annotation, cellular component: cytoplasm. Lineage: Eukaryota; Metazoa; Chordata; Mammalia; Perissodactyla; Rhinocerotidae. The record is from RefSeq and is a predicted model, not a curated record. Gene Ontology annotation, molecular function: calcium ion binding.